AUGGCACGCGAUCCAAAUACUAUUCACAACUACCUCGACGAUAUCAAGAACAUAUUACCGCCGACAACCACCAACUCCACACCUACGACGCCGUCACGUACGCAGACCGUUACGAGAGUACAUCAAAUACAAGUGAAAUUAUUCGAUGGUAAUAGCCGCUUCUGGCCUGCAUUUCGCGACAGUUUCCGGUCAGCCGUCGAACACACUGAUCUGUCACCCGUUGAAAAACUUAACUAUCUACAAUCCUGUUUAAGUGGAGCCGCUCCACGAUCCAUCGAAGGUUAUGCAUUAACUAAUGACAAUUACGCUGUUGUUUGGAAAUUUCUGGAAGAAAAAUACGGCGACCCAACGCAACUCAAACGCACAUUUUAUGCUGAACUGGAAUCACUCAACGACAACAACCGUGACUUCUAUCACACUUAUGAAACAACUGAACGCAUCCUCCGUCAGCUGGAAGUCCUCCAUGACGACCUCGGAAAUCCAUAUCUUCAAUGGACGAUUGAAAGAAAACAACCUCGUUGGAUACUUGAAAAUCUGAAUCGCAAAAAACAGAAAUAUUCAACGUGGUCUAUGAACGAUACUCACAAUCACUUACACUCUAUCGUAAAAGUAAAACAAAGCGCUUUAUCUCUUCUCAACACCAAUUCCAAGUCACCUAUCGCAGCAAAGCUAUUAUAUCGCCGUUCAUCUUCUAUCUUUCAACAAACAACAACAAAUGCUCCGUACACGUCAUCAGCAUUCGCUAUAUCAAAACGUAAUACCAGUAUCAACGGCUCAGCUUCUCGCACAUCAACAAUCAUUUCUCAACCAAUGCGUCAGCGCACCUCGUCUAUACCGUCUUGCGCAUUCUGUUCCGACAAACACUGA
This is a messenger RNA of Anisakis simplex (herring worm), 867 nucleotides long. Lineage: Eukaryota; Metazoa; Nematoda; Chromadorea; Rhabditida; Anisakidae. The record is from the annotation of a GenBank genome assembly.